Cladocopium goreaui is the source of this 156-nucleotide messenger RNA. The record is from the annotation of a GenBank genome assembly. NCBI's taxonomy places the organism in Eukaryota, Dinophyceae, Suessiales, Symbiodiniaceae.
GCCCUGUCGGAUCCUGGGAUCAUGCCACGACAGAAGGAUUUCACCGAGCACUAUGACGAACGCGCCAAGGUGUGGCGCACGCGUGAACCGCAGCGUUUUUACGAUGUGCUGCUGCGUGGGCAUCCGCCACUUGACUCAGGAGGAAGCUGUGUAUAA